AUGAUGCAAGCUGUGCUGCUCUGCUGUGUCUUGCUAUUGCCAGUGGCUGCCUUUCCAAGAAGUGCCCACAACAGAGCCCUGACCUUCCAGCCAUCUUUCCCAGAGCCUGGGCCUCCACCAAACAUGCUCUCCAGCCAGGUCCCUCUCCCAGAUGCCAGAUCCUGCCAGGAUCUGUUGCGUGAAGCCCCAUCUCUAGCCCCUCUGCCUGAGUACCUGUCCAACUUAGCUCUGAGGGUGGCCCUGGAGGAGGUUGGUUGCCCAACUGAGGCCUACAUUCUGCAGCAUCAGCAAUUUAGGAUGGAAGGAAAGGACAUCACUGAAACCCUUAUCCGUGAGAUUCAAAAGCUCAAUGAGGAGGAAAGGAUUGAUCAUGCUGAGCUCAUUCUGAGACAUCUGGAGGGUUCCCCAGGGGAGCUUGGGCGGCCCCGGCGCUCAGCUAACCUUCCUGAGGCAUGUACCCAUGGACGUGGGAGGCUGCUCCACGAUAUAGCAGCGCUAAUGGUUGAAUUUGCUGAGAAACUCCCUGCCACUGAGCUGACAACAGAGUUGAAGACUUCUGCCAUCAGUGUCACCCAGAACUGCACAGAUGAGGCUUGGGAGCAUGUGGAAGCAGUAGGCAAACAACUGAUGAAAAGUCCUGAAAUUAAUAACGUAUCAAUGUCUACAGAAGAUCAGCUGUAUUUUCUCAUACGUUCUAUAGCCCUUCUGAAGUUCUUUUUGAUGGAAUUGAUACAGAAUUUUUUCCUGACUUAUUUCAGAUAA
Orycteropus afer afer is the source of this 762-nucleotide messenger RNA. RefSeq names its product apolipoprotein F-like. Bases 1 to 762 code for a protein of 253 amino acids. Gene Ontology annotation, biological process: cholesterol metabolic process. Lineage: Eukaryota; Metazoa; Chordata; Mammalia; Tubulidentata; Orycteropodidae. The record is from RefSeq and is a predicted model, not a curated record. The transcript has a single exon.